CGGUGGGGUGUUCCUUGAUGGCGACCUCCGCCCACCACCUCCAGUUAUUCGACUUUUACACCACCAUUGCCCCUCUAUAUAAACCCCCUAAACACUCCCAUACCUCCUUCAUAACUCUCUCUCUCUCUCUCUCUCUCUCUCUCUCUCUUAUCCAUACAAUUUUCUACCAAUUAAAUUCAAGAGAAAAUCCAUCCAUUUUCCUUUUUUCUGUUUCUUGUUAAGAACACAAAUCAAGUCAGCAUCACAUCGAAAGUAAAAAACCCGAAGAUGAUGUGUUUGGUUUCUAGAACUGGACGGGAUUUGCAACGUUACGACAUGGGCCGUCGACUAGUUGUCGGGUGCAUUCCGUAUAGGUUUAAAAAUGGAAACGGUGAGCUUGAAGUCCUUGUUAUCAGCUCGCAGAAGGGCCAUGCUAUGAUGUUUCCUAAGGGAGGUUGGGAGCUCGAUGAAUCUGUUGAAGAAGCCGCAUCACGGGAGUGCUUUGAAGAAGCCGGUGUCGUUGGACUAGUCGAGUGUGAAUUAGGAAAAUGGAGCUUUAAGAGCAAAAGACAAGCGAUAUACCACGAAGGAUACAUGUUUCCGAUGCUUGUUGCUGAACAACUUGAACUUUGGCCCGAGAAAAACCUCCGCCAACGAGUUUGGAUGAAAGUAGAAGAAGCAAGAGAGGUUUGCCAGAGUUGGUGGAUGAAGGAAGCUUUGGAUGUCUUCGUUGAGAGGCUCACCUCAACAACCACCUUCAUUAAACCAGAUUUAUUGAAUAAUUAAUUAGUUUUUUUUUAUUAUUAUUUAGAAAAAUAAUAUAUGUUGUUAGUUUUUUUUUUAGUUUUUGAAUUUCACUUUGAAGUAAAUAUUAAAAGUAACACAAAAUUGUCAUCAAAUGAAGAUUUGGGCAAAAUUGAAAUGAGUCACAAAAUCAAUGAAUUUUGAUUU
This is a messenger RNA of Cynara cardunculus var. scolymus (artichoke), 930 nucleotides long. RefSeq names its product nudix hydrolase 17, mitochondrial-like. Lineage: Eukaryota; Viridiplantae; Streptophyta; Magnoliopsida; Asterales; Asteraceae. The coding region runs from base 268 to 765 and encodes 165 amino acids. Gene Ontology annotation, molecular function: pyrophosphatase activity. The transcript is spliced from 5 exons. The record is from RefSeq and is a predicted model, not a curated record. Gene Ontology annotation, cellular component: cytoplasm; nucleus.